GCUUUAGAUUUGGGCGCAGAUGCAGGCUUUCCCUCUUCCUCCCUCUCCGCGGCUCAGGCUCUUAAAUUCCAUAGAGCAGUAGGUAGCUUCGAGGUUUGGCCAAGUUAAACCCUAAUAUCUUCGUAUACAUAAAAAAGGAACUAAGCAGUAUGGAAGAUAGGCCCAAGCUGCUGAUACUAUACGCUACUCAAACCGGUAAUGCGUUGGACGCGGCGGAGCGUGUGGGCCGAGAAGCCGAGCGCCGGGGAUGCUCCGUCAAGCUUCUUUCUAUGGACGAAUACGACGUUAGUUCCUUACCUCAUGAAGACACUGUAAUUUUUGUUGCUUCUACCACAGGCCAGGGAGAUACACCAGAUUCCAUGAAGGUCUUUUGGAGGUUUCUUCUGCAGAGAAAUUUAAGUAAGCAUUGGUUGGAAGGUGUACACUAUGCUGUGUUUGGCUUGGGAGAUUCUGGUUACCAGAAAUAUAAUUUUGUUGCGAAGAAGCUUGACAAAAGACUGGCAGAUCUUGGGGCUGUGGCCGUUGUUGAAAAAGGUUUGGGAGAUGAUCAGCACCCUUCAGGGUACCCACCACAAUGUAUCUGAUCCUUGGGGGCUUGGUUUCAUGGAGUUCAAGAGUCUAAAGAGAUCUUCAAAGCUGUCAAUUUCCCAAUCUUUGGCCACCCUGGUAAAGCUCACAUUCCAUUGGACUAGAUCACCAACUACCUUCAUGGGAUCGGCCACUGAAGCCCUUGAUGCUGCCCCCAAAGGAAGUCCGAGGUAUGAAGCUGCACUGGAUCCAUGGAUGUCAUCUCUAUGGAGUAUCUUGAAUAAAAUCAAUCCUAAAUUCUUCCCACAAGGUUCAUAUUUGGCGAUUCCAGAUAUGAAAUUGAUUGAUCAACCAAAAGUUCAGAUCACGUAUCAUGGUGAUGACAAUGUGGAUUCACAAUUGCCAACUAACCCUGAUUUAAAAUGGAUUGAGAUGCAGAUUGGGUGGGCUCGCUCAAUGUCUCCUGGAAAAUUUACUCAUGACAAGACUAGGCCUGGCUGCUUUCUGAAAAUGAUUAAAAAUCAACCGCUGACUAGAGCAGGAUGUGGCAAGGAUGUGCGCCACUUUGAGUUUGAAUUUGUUUCUUCUGUCAUUGAAUAUGUGGCUGGUGGCGUCCUCGAGGUUCUCCCCAGUCAGGAUUCUGCUGCAGUGGAUGCUUUCAUACAGCGUUGUAGUUUGGACCCCGAUGCUUUGAUUACUGUUCAUCCUAGAGAGAAGGACAAUCACUUUCUUCAUACUUGUACAAUUGCCAAGGUCCCGAUAAAAUUAAAAACUUUCGUGGAAUUGACAAUGGAUGUUGCAUCAGCUUCUCCUCGUCGCUAUUUUUUCGAGGUCAUUAGUUAUUAUGCAACAGCUCCACAUGAAAAGGAAAGACUUCAAUAUUUUGCUUCACCUGAAGGAAGAGAUGAUCUGUACCAAUACAACCAGAAGGAACGAAGAACUGUUCUUGAGGUAUUAGAGGACUUCCCAUCUGUCAAAAUGCCAUUUGAAUGGCUAGUGCAGUUGGUUCCUCCAUUAAAAACCAGAGCUUUCUCCAUAUCUUCGUCCCCUUCAGCUCACCCCAAUCAAGUGCACUUAACUGUCGAUGUAGUGUCAUGGACAACACCUUUUAAAAGAAAGCGAAGUGGUCUGUGCUCAAUGUGGCUAGCCAAACUUCAUCCUGAACAAAGCAUUUAUGUUCCAGCAUGGUUUCGGAAAGGUACCCUUCCUCUGCCACCACCAUCACUUCCCCUCAUUCUUAUUGGACCUGGAACUGGUUGUGCACCUUUCCGUGGAUUUGUGGAGGAAAGAGCUAUACAAAGUGAAUCCAAUGCAACCGCUCCAGUUAUUUUCUUUUUUGGUUGCCGAAACGAGGAGAAUGACUUCCUAUACCGAGACUUUUGGUUGUCGCAUUCACAAGAGGGUGGAGUACUUUCGGAAGCUAAGGGUGGAGGUUUUUUUGUUGCUUUCUCAAGGGAUCAGCCGCAGAAGGUUUAUGUGCAGCAUAAGAUGCGGGAAAAUAGUCGGGCAAUAUGGAAAUUGCUGAGCAAGGGAGCUGCUGUCUAUGUUGCAGGUUCAUCCACCAAAAUGCCUUCUGACGUGUUGUCUGCCUUUGAGGAUAUUGUAUCCACGGAAGGUGGGCUUUCAAAGGAAUCUGCUGUGAGGUGGCUUAGGGCACUGGAAAAGGCUGGCAGCUACCAUGUUGAAGCUUGGUCUUGAGCCUGCUUUAUUCGUUAUGUCAUGGAAAAGUGAAAACACCUGUUUUGCAGUGGAUUUUAUGGAUUGAGGUUCAGUGAAAUUUCUAACCGAUGUCUUUUGGCCAAGUAUACACCAGAAGCGAUUUGGGUAGAGGAGAUUGGUCCUCGAGAAAGCAUCUGUAAUAGUUGCAGAAUAUUGUACGAUAAGCUUAUAGAUAAUUUCUGAAUGUUUGAAUCACGCUACUUUUUUUUUGUUCUGUUUUUUUUAAGUCGGGGAGGGGGUCAAAUCCAACACCUCCAUUUUAGAGGUUUAGAUAUUAUGCCUUCAGGCCAUAUACCUUGA
Juglans regia (Persian walnut) is the source of this 2547-nucleotide messenger RNA. RefSeq names its product NADPH-dependent diflavin oxidoreductase 1. Gene Ontology annotation, molecular function: NADPH-hemoprotein reductase activity; flavin adenine dinucleotide binding; FMN binding. NCBI's taxonomy places the organism in Eukaryota, Viridiplantae, Streptophyta, Magnoliopsida, Fagales, Juglandaceae. Bases 427 to 2226 code for a protein of 599 amino acids. The record is from RefSeq and is a predicted model, not a curated record. Gene Ontology annotation, cellular component: cytosol. The transcript is spliced from 13 exons.